GUUGACCUGGCGUUUCAUGUUAAAACCGGUCAAACUGAAGCACAACCCGAAGGUGACGGUAGUUAGCUUAGCAUAAACGCUCUCUGACUAACUUUGUUUACAAGCCGCGCUUCUCCAGGUCUGAGUCCUCCUGUAAAGCCACAAAUCAGAAAGGUAUGCAAGCAGGUGUGAUGCCAAAAAAGUGGCAAGUGCGGGGCUGUUUUCAGUACAGAUAAGCCUUGAGGCAAACCGAAACAACCAUAGAGACUUUCUCCGUCCGCUGGGUAUAAAAAUAUUGCGACGCAGCGACGAAACGAAAGCUUCUAGGACCUGCCCACAGCUUCACGCUCGCCUGCUGUGAACUAGGUGAAGUAAGAGACAGUGCAGCAACAGCAGGAGCCGCUUUUACGAGCAGCCCCGCGCACUAGGAGUGUGUGCAGGUAGCACGGAUACUGGUCACUUUUAGUUUAUGACCUGAGUGGGAAGGUGUGCUUUUCAGUGGUGCCGAAGGCUCAGCGUGACGCCAAAGAGGAACCCUGGGAGAAUCGGUUCAUUUUCAGAUUGGUUUCUCCUUCAGGUACCAAGGUGAGUUCCGCUGAGAUUGACGUCUCCUCUUCAGGGGAAAAGCGACCAACUUAGGCGGAAAACGCAGUGACCUCAACACACACAGAAGAUGUGAACUUCUUAAAGCCUAUAUAUAGGCUAUUCCAGCCCUCAUGGCUCUGUAGACGUCUUAAAGCUGUUGAUGAGCCAAGGUGGAGAAAAGCGAUGGAGGAAAAGACUCAGAACUUGGCCAGAUUUGUCUCCUGGAUCAGUGGGCUCUGCAUGAUCCUGGGUUCAGCCUCGUCUCCAGCACCCACUGUUACCCACUGUGAACUUUUGGAGCAUGCAAACAUCACUUGUUACUGGACGGCGGUCAGUUCAGAGGGCACCAGCUACAAGCUGUCAGUCAACAUGACGUAUUGUUUGAAUUAUACAAAUUACAUGCCCAUGGGCUCCUGCUACACAACACGCACUCAUUGUUCAGUGAACAUUGGGUCGGUGUCUCACUGCUUUUGUGUGGAUGUGCUGGCAUCUUCUCCAUCUGAAACUGCCAGAUCAACUCGUCACUGCCUCAUUGGGAUCAAUGAAGUUAAGAUGUAUCCUCCGCGAAUCACAAAGCUUGUUAUGAUACCAGUCAAAGUCCACUGUCUGAAGCUGGAGUGGACUGAAGACAUCUUCUUGCAGUCUGAAAAGGACCAUAGCAUCUUACAGAUAGAGUACAGCAGUCCUCAUCAGGACCAGUCCUGGACAGUUAGCACAGCCCUUCACAACUGGCAGAUGGAGCUAUGUGGGUUAUAUCCAGGUACCCUGCACUAUGUGAAGGUCCGAGCACAGAACAGUAGAGCCCCCAAGCACUGGAGCUCCUGGAGCGCUGUCCGAGAAGCCACCACAGCAGAGGCUGCCCCAUCAGCUGCCCCAGAGAUAUGGAGACACAUCCAGCCAGUAGAUGAAAAAGGACAAAGAUACAUCACUUUGCUUUGGAAGCCUCUUCAGUGGCCUGACAGUAAUGGUGUAAUACUGCACUAUUCUGUAUCGUGCUGGAGUGACCUGGACCGGUCCCGCUGGAACUGUCAUCAUCUGGACACAUCUAGCACGUCAUGUGUCCUUCAUGUUUCCGCCCAACCCUGUACCUGCAACCUGACUGCAUCUAAUUCUGCUGGCACAUCACCAUCAGCACAUAUACACAUACCUGGAGAUGGAGACACAGUGCUCCCACCUCCUGCAGACAUCAGUGUCACCCCGCUAGACGACUUCCAGCUGAAGGUGGACUGGACAGCAGCAGUGGACCAAUCAGAGGCCAGCUUUGUGGUAGAGUGGUUUCCCAUACCAAACAACACAGCUGACAGUUUAUAUUGGAAAAUUUUGAAUGGGUCUGCAAGGAGCUUUAUUGUCACAGAUGGAAUACUUCCUGAGGUCCCCUAUAAUGUGUCUGUUCAGAUCCUUUACAAAAAGGCAGUUGGACUUGCAAGAUUCGCCGUUGCCUUUACUAGACAAGGAGCGCCCUCCGUUGGCCCAACUGUGGAAGUGCUGCAAAUAGCAAACAACCAUGUGACUCUGAAGUGGGAAGCUGUUCCUUUGGAGAAGCUGCGUGGAUUCAUCCAAAACUACACAAUCCUAUAUAAAACCAAUGGCAAAGUGAAAUCUCAAGUGCUUGGGGGCCAUGUUAAGGAGUAUUCUCUGAGUGGUCUGUCGGCUGGAGAGUACGCCAUCUGUAUGAAGGCCCACACUGAGGCAGGGGGCGCUAUAGGCCCAUGGGUGAUUGUGGCUGUAGGUAAUGAUUACUCUCUGUUGGUGGCCAUGCCAUUGUGCGCUGUUGGCAGUUUGUUGAUUAUAAUAAUCUUGCUAAGCCAGGUUGAAAGGAUUCAACAGCGCCUCUGUCCAGCUGUUCCUGACCCCUCUAAAAGCAGCCUGUCCACCUGGCCACCUGUUUCUCAAAGCCAGCAUAAGCUAACAGUCUUGGACUUCAAACCAUCCCCCUCUCUCUUUGAGCUCAUCUAUGUGGGAGGAAAGUCCGGCCAUUGGGAUCACCACCACCAAGAUCACAGCCGAGUCUCUGCUUUAGGCUACCAGUCUGUACCAAUCAAGUCAGUCAGCCAUGAAAGCAAAUCCUUUGCCAUCUUCCAAAGGCCAGUAGUAGCCAAAACAGAGGAGCAAGAGGCUGAACAGCCACUCAGUGAACUGAAUGCUGAAGAUUUGAGUGACCAUCUAACUGUUGACCUCGACUACAAGGGCAAAGUGGAGACAGCACCGCAGUGUUGCCUCCAAACUCAAGUAUCUUUUAGUUAUCCGACAGUCUCUGAGUCCUAUCUUGGAAUGGAUGUAGUGGGCUCACCUUUACGUAGGGACUGUGUGUCAAGAUUUGACUCCUGUUCUCAAAUCCAUGUAUCAUCUAGAUGUCCAUCAGAUCCUGAGUCCUCUCUUGGAGUGGAUGCAAUUGACCUUGUCUAUAACAGGAACGUUAAGUCAAGAUUAGAGUCCUCUUGCUAUCCUUUUGUGUCUACUAGUUAUCUUCCAGUCCCUGAUUCCUAUGCCAAUAUUGGAGUGGAGGCCGAAGAUUCAACUAAUCUUAUCCAGAGAAGUAACCAUUUGUCUAGACUGGAACCCUGUUGUUACACCCAUGUAUCUACUACUUACCUCCCAUUCCCCAAGCCUUCUCUUGCCUAUGCGGAUUUUGUGAUGGAGACGGUGGACACAACUGAGCAUCUCCAUCAAAGUAGCCUCGUGUCAAAAAUGCAAUCCGAUUCUUACAUUUGUUUACCUAUGGGAACAAAGGUAGUAGAAUCAUCUAACAAUCAACAAGUGUGUCAGUCAUCAUGCAAGUGUACAAAUUUGAAAAUGGUGGACAUGUAUAGGGUUUUGGGCCCUGAUGAGCAUCCACGUCUGUUGCAGUUUUCCUUACAGAGGCACAGCACUGGGGACGCAUCAGAUCUGCUAGGGUUGUGAAAAUGAACAGCUCACUCAUAUGGACUGUAGCUGAUCUGUUAGCAGAGCAUACAUCAGACAUUCACAGCACACCUCAGUUAAAUCACGCAUUUGAUUAAGCAUGAUGUUAUUGCAUGAAUGUGGUGCAUGCUCCAGUUGCAUUCCUGGGGUACUCAGUGGACACUUGGCUUUUAUUUGCCAUCAGUCAGCAACUGAUGAACUGUCUCUGAUCAGAUCAGACUUUGAUGAGGUGCCAAACUGUAGCACUGGCUGCUUGUGUGAUUGGAGAGCUUCCUCUGAUGCCUAAUCACAUUCCUGAGUACAAAAAGCAAAAAGUAGUGUGUCGAGUUCUGGCCUCACCUCACAAUGUUCUUUUUAACGCACAUUCCGAAAGCUCAGCCCAGGAACAGAUUUUUGACAUGCCCUUCAAGGUCAUUUGGCUUAAAGUGUCUUGUGCUAACAGAGUAAGCUGCAGUGUUUGUCACGCAUAUGCCCAACUCAUGCUGACACGAGCGAUCGGUCAUUUGUAUAGGGAUAUUGGUAGGGUUGGGUGGUAUAAUAUAAAUAAAGUACACCUUGGUUAGAGGUUUGCUAUAAUAUAAAACGAUAACAGUAAAACAGUUCAAUUGAAUAGUCAUUCUAAGGAGUUGCAAAGCAAGUGAUCAUGUAAACAGCACACUAACUCUAGUAGCUUACAGAGGCAGCAGAGCUUUCAGUCCAACAGGCACAGCAAAACACCAAAAAUAACUGUUCUGUGGUUUAAUUCCUGCUUUGAACAACCCCAAUUCCAAUGAAGUUGGAA
Molecule: messenger RNA, 4246 nt
Organism: Pygocentrus nattereri (red-bellied piranha)
Lineage: Eukaryota; Metazoa; Chordata; Actinopteri; Characiformes; Serrasalmidae
Product: interleukin-31 receptor subunit alpha
Exons: 14
Coding region: 748-3465 (905 amino acids)
Biological process (GO): cytokine-mediated signaling pathway
Cellular component (GO): signaling receptor complex; external side of plasma membrane
Molecular function (GO): cytokine receptor activity; cytokine binding
Source: RefSeq, a predicted model, not a curated record